UUCAUUUUGCAUUUUAUAAGAGAUUCUACUUCCGUUUCCUUCUCUGGUCCUUUUACCGUUAGACCAACCAACUGGUCAUACCUGGCAAUAUGAAGCUCAAUGUAGCUAACCCGGCAACGGGAUGCCAAAAACUAUUUGAAAUUGACGAAGAAAAGAAACUUCGACCAUUCUUUGAGAAGAGAAUAUCAACAGAUGUACCAGCAGAUUCCCUUGGUGAUGAGUGGAAGGGUUACGUAUUCAGAAUAACUGGUGGAAAUGAUAAACAGGGUUUCCCUAUGAAACAAGGUGUUCUGACCACUGGACGUGUACGACUUUUCCUCCAAAAGGGUAUGUCCUGUUAUCGUCCACGACGAACAGGAGAGAGAAAAAGAAAGUCAGUACAUGGUUGUAUUGUCGACAACAGUCUUAGCGUACUCUCUUUGAUUAUUAUUAAGAAAGGAGAACAAGAAAUUCCUGGUUUAACCGACACUACCAUCCCACGUAGAUUAGGUCCUAAAAGAGCCAGUAAAAUCAGAAAACUGUUCAACCUUAGCAAAGAUGAUGACGUUAGACAAUAUGUUGUUAGACGACCCAUGCCCAAAAAGCCAGGUAUGUCGCAGAGGAUUGACUGGUUAUUGAGUUAA
Messenger RNA from Patella vulgata (common limpet), 623 nucleotides. RefSeq names its product 40S ribosomal protein S6. Gene Ontology annotation, cellular component: ribosome. Bases 90 to 623 code for a protein of 177 amino acids. The transcript has 5 exons. Gene Ontology annotation, biological process: translation. NCBI's taxonomy places the organism in Eukaryota, Metazoa, Mollusca, Gastropoda, Patellidae. The record is from RefSeq and is a predicted model, not a curated record. Gene Ontology annotation, molecular function: structural constituent of ribosome.